This is a messenger RNA of Toxotes jaculatrix (banded archerfish), 1491 nucleotides long. It is a transcript of the gene pts, whose product is annotated as 6-pyruvoyltetrahydropterin synthase. Bases 63 to 509 code for a protein of 148 amino acids. Gene Ontology annotation, cellular component: mitochondrion. Gene Ontology annotation, molecular function: 6-pyruvoyltetrahydropterin synthase activity. The record is from RefSeq and is a predicted model, not a curated record. The transcript has 6 exons. Gene Ontology annotation, biological process: tetrahydrobiopterin biosynthetic process. Lineage: Eukaryota; Metazoa; Chordata; Actinopteri; Toxotidae.
UUUUAUCCCUUGUCUUUCCGGGGCUCUCGGCACAUCAUUCAUCGUCCUCUCAGGUGCUGACCAUGGCCGGAUCCUCUGUGAACGACUGCGCCGCGGAGCGUAUCGGAUACAUCACCCGCGUCCAGAGCUUCAGCGCCUGUCACCGCCUCCACAGCGUUCACCUGAGUGAUGAGGAGAAUAAAAAAGUCUAUGGAAAAUGCAACAAUCCUAACGGUCACGGACACAACUACAAAGUGGAAGUAACAGUGCGUGGAAAGAUUGAUCGUCUCACUGGCAUGGUCAUGAACCUGACAGACUUGAAGAAAUGCAUUGAGGACGUCAUCAUGACUCCACUGGACCAUAAAAACCUGGAUAAGGACGUCCCUUACUUUGCCAGUGUUGUCAGCACCACUGAGAACGUGGCUGUUUACAUCUGGGACAACAUGGUGAAGGUCCUCCCGCCCAACCUGCUCCACGAGAUUAAGAUCUAUGAGACAGAGAAGAAUGUUGUCAUAUAUCGAGGAGAGUAGUAGACGGAGUGUUGACGUGAUGAGCUCUGGAUGUGUACAAGUGCCAUUAAUUGCUGCAGGUGAAACUUCACUGUUUGCUUGCAGAUGACUGCAGACUCCGGUUCAUUAGACUGACACAGGUUUAUGAAGGGUGACAGAUAUUAAGGGGUUAAUAUUGAUACUGUUGCACUUUAUCCACUGAAGAUUUUGUAGCAUAUUCAAAUGUCCAGUAUUCUUGUAGAAUUUGUAUUCUUCUUAAGGUGGAAAGCCUUGCUCAGAAGUAAUUCCCAACUAUUUUGGCUUAUGAACACAGAAAUGUUCAGACCCUAAAACACUGUGUGUCUGCAGGUUUUAACCAAAGAGUUUGUUUUCCUUUGUUUUAUUUUGUUUGAAUCCUUCUUAGAAAACCCCCAAAAUUACUUAUUCUUUUAUAGCAGAAAUGUAUUUUUUCUGCCUCCCUAUCCUGUUUAUCAUUUUACAACCACUCAGAUUUGUCUUGUGACCCCCUGUGGGGUUGGGACCAAUAUGAUGGAGACCCCAGAUUUAGACCUUAACAUGUUAAGCCAAACUACUAAUGCAGGAUAUAAAUGUAUUACUUUUUUUAUCCACCUGCUUUUUAGUAAGUAAGUUCCAUUUAUUAUCACAAUGCUGCCGCCCCCCCAGUAUGGACGAGUACACUUUAAUUUUACUAACAGAGCAACAUCUGUUACUGUGCAGACAGAUCAGCAGGAGCUGCCAGUCACCACAUCACUGAACUUUACUGUGAACAAGGUUUUUAAAAGGUUUUCUAAUUUAAAACCAGUCACUAACAAAAUAGUAAUCAGAAUGAUGAGCUUGAACAGAUGUUUACGCUCAGACCUGUGGUUCAUCAGUCACACUGUGACAUCAAGACAAACAGUGACAUCUAGUGGUACAAAACUGUACACGUCUCAACUUGUUGCUUUAAACCUGACUGUGAAGCAGUGUUCGAAGUGCUGACAAGUAAUGGUUUCUUACAAUAAAA